AUGAACAAAUUAUAUGGUAAAUCUACUCCAUCAACACCUCGUUCUUUGAAAAGUCCAAGAAGUCCAAGAAAGAAAUUUUCAUCACCUGAAUUACAGGAAGAAUUAUUGAAGUACAUGGAAAAGUAUCGAAUGAUUGGUGAUAACUUUGUUUGGUUAUCUGGAUUGUUAUCUACUUUUCAAAUAAAAUUUAGUGAUUAUUCUCAAAAAAAACUCAUCAGAUUAUAUAUUAGUAUCUUUUCAGCUGAUCCUAGCAUAACUGAUGGAGUUAGUGUUUUAUUGUCAUAUGACACAUCGAAUAAAAAAUCACGAAGUAUUCAACUAAUAAAAAAUUUUCUCUUUAUUGGAAAAGAAGAAACAAAAGAAAUUGAUCAUGUCAUUUAUUUAACUAAACCUCGUCUUAUUCUCAUUAAUGAAACAACCAUCAGUUUUGAUAACAUUACUAUUGAUUUUAAAGAUCGGGAUGUGUGUGUUAAGUGGAUUGAUGAUUUAACAAAUUUACAGCCAUGGUAUGUUACAGUCCCACGAACUAUCAUUCGAAAAGAUGAUGCUUCUUUAAUAAUGUUUAAUCCACCUCAUAUUACUAUAGUUGGUGGAGAUAGAAAUCGUUCAAGUAAUGAUUUAGUGAAGUCACAAGGUUCAUUAACGGCAUUAAUUCAAAAACCUGUAUCAACACCAAACAAUGGAUUAUCUCCACGGUCUAAAGGAUUUCUUUCAAAAGGGUUUAUCAAUCGACUAAGUGGUAAAAGUAAAACAACAAAAAUAAUAAAAGUAGUAGGUGUUUCAUUAGAAGUACUAAGCACAGAAAAUAACAUAAUCACAUUACCACCAAAUAUUAGUUUAUUAAUUCAAUAUCUCAAAAAAUAUGCUAUUACUAUCGAAGGUAUCUUUAGAGUGUCUGGAAGUAAGGAACAUAUUCAAAAGGUAGUAGAAAAACUCGACACAAAAAUUAUUACGUUUGAAUGUCUUACUAACUUUGAUAUUCAUUCUGUUGCUGGAGCAUUGAAAUUAUAUAUUAAAUCAUUACCAGAACAAGUUAUUCCAAAGUCCAUUGAUGACAGAUUAUACGAAUUAUGGAAACAAAAAGAUACUUUACAAGAAGAUGACUUAUUCCUCCAAUUUUAUGAAAUUUACAAAGAUAUUCCUCCUAUGACAUUUAACUUUCUUAAUGAAUUACUUGGUCUUCUUCAUUCAAUUGCAAUGAAUAAAGAAAUUACUAAAAUGAAUAUCGAAAAUUGUGUGACUUGUUUGGCUCCAUCACUUCGAGGCUAUCCUUUUGUAUAUACCUAUUCAAUUCAACAUUACUCUCAACUCUUCCAACAAAAACCAAAAGAUUCAAAAUAA
Messenger RNA from Entamoeba histolytica HM-1:IMSS, 1341 nucleotides. RefSeq names its product RhoGAP domain containing protein. Gene Ontology annotation, molecular function: GTPase activator activity. The record is from RefSeq and is a predicted model, not a curated record. The transcript has a single exon. NCBI's taxonomy places the organism in Eukaryota, Evosea, Mastigamoebida, Endamoebidae. Gene Ontology annotation, biological process: small GTPase-mediated signal transduction. Gene Ontology annotation, cellular component: cytoplasm. Bases 1 to 1341 code for a protein of 446 amino acids.